AUGAUGUUUUACUUUAGCUUUAUCUUUGUUACAGUAUCAGUAAUUCUUAAUGUUUGUACCUGCUACCCAUUGUCUGAUUUUUAUAACUUUAGUUCAGCUGCUGGAGACAAUGAAUUGCCUGCAAAUGACGACGGCUCUACUUCAAGAAUUCCCAUAUCUGUGCCAUUUCCUUUCUUUGGAUCAUCUUACAAUUCAAUCUAUGUCAAUAACAACGGUGAUGUUACAUUUGAGACUCCAUUGAGGCAGUUUACCUCACAACCUUUUCCGAUAAAUGGCUCUCAUAGAAUCAUAGCACCAUUCUGGACUGAUAUAGAUACAAGGCAAGGAGGUAAAUUAUGGUAUCGCACAACAACAGAAGCGACCAUAUUACAAAGAGGGACGGCUAAAAUCAACUCUCUGUUUCCUGACAUUUUCAAUUUUACUGCCACGUGGAUGAUGGUAACCACAUGGGAGGAUGUAGCUGCAUACGGCUGUUCUUCCAUAACUUGUCAGCAGAGAAACACAUUUCAACUCGUUUUAAUCAACAAUGGCAAUUAUUCAUUUGUUGUAUUUAAUUACAACAAAAUCAACUGGACAAAAUCUGCUCAGGUGGGGUUUAACGCUGGUGAUGGAGAACACUACUAUUCAGUUAAUGGUUCUAUGACAGAUGCAGUGUUAAAUCUUCCUCAAAUGUCUAAUAUUGGAAUUCCUGGACAGUUUGUAUUUAGAGUGGACCAGGUUAAAAUAGCUAAUGCAGAUAUCGUUGACGAAUGCGCCAGUUCUCCUUGUGUACACGGAAACUGUUCCAAUGAAUACCUGUAUUAUGAAUGCAUCUGUGACCCUGGAUACACGGGUGUAAAUUGUGAAUCUGAAAUUGACGAAUGUCAAAGUUCGCCAUGUAUCCAUGGAAACUGUUCUGACCAUUUAGAUCAUUAUACAUGCCACUGUCAAGAUGGAUUUUCAGGAACAAACUGUCAGACAGAUAUGGUGGACGAAUGUGUCAGUUCUCCCUGUGUUCACGGAAACUGUUCAAAUGAAUACCUUCAUUAUGAAUGUAUCUGUUAUGGUGGAUACACAGGCGUUAACUGUGAAACUGAAAUUAAUGAGUGCCAAAGUUCACCAUGUCUCCAUGGAAACUGUUCUGAUCACCUUAAUCAUUAUACGUGUCAUUGUCAGGAUGGAUUUACGGGAACAAACUGUCAGACAGACAUAAACGAGUGCGCUAGUUCUCCUUGUGUUCACGGUAGCUGUGUAGGCGGAAUCAAUGGGUACGUGUGUACCUGUCAGUCUGGGUAUACUGGAAUCAACUGUGAAGUCGAUAUUAAUGAAUGCGCCACUUCUCCUUGUAUAAAUGGAACGUGUACUGACCAAGUCAAUGGUUACAGCUGUGAGUGUAUACCUGGCUAUACGGGAGUCAAUUGUGAGGCAGAAGCAAACUUUAUUGACGGAUGUGCAGGUUCGCCAUGUAAGCAUGGAGUGUGUAUUAAUGAAAUCAAUAACUACGUUUGUGUCUGUGAUACGGGAUAUUCUGGAAGAGAAUGUUCGGAAUUUAACUUCGCCUAUUUAAUACCUUUAUUUGUUGGAUUGCCCGUGUUGUCGUUUGUCGCCGUUCUUCUGUGGAAAAGAUUCAAAAGAGACAGUGAGUUUGAGAUGCAUGGAGUCUUACACUUUAGUGAUGCACCAUUAGGUCCAACUAAGACAUCAUUCCAAAUACAGACACAGAGUUUGUCCACCACCUCAAAAGUCGUAGUAUAUAUGAAUCUGUUAUGGCAAAGAAUUAUGAAUGUGAUAAAACUAAGUGGAAAAAUUUCCACAUUUUCAAAAAACUCUUCGAAUAAAGUACAAACGGAUGAGUUAGCAUUUCAAGUCAACAAAACCCAUGUUGUACAUGUUGAUCAGCAAAGCAACCUUUUUCUAAAUUAUAAGGUCAAUAACAAUGGCGACGUUACAUUUGAGACUCCAUUAAGCCAGUUUACCUCACAACCCUUCCCAAUAAACGGCUCUCAUAGAAUCAUAGCACCAUUCUGGACUGAUAUAGAUACAAGAAAAGGAGGUAAAUUAUGGUAUCGCACAACAACAGACAGAACUAUAUUACAAAGAGGAACGAAUAAAAUUAACACUCUCUUUCCUAAUAUUGUAAGUUUCACUGCCACGUGGAUGAUGGUAAUUACAUGGGAGGAUGUAGCUGCAUAUGGUUGUUCCACUAGUGGAACAAUAAUUAGUGGAGCAAUAAGCUGUCAACAGUGGAAUACAUUUCAACUUGUUUUAAUCAACAAUGGUGUUUAUUCAUUUGUUGUAUUUAAUUACAACAAAAUCACAUGGACAAAAUCUGCUCAGGUGGGGUUUAACGCUGGUGAUGGAGAACAUUAUUAUUCAGUUCCUGGAUCGAUGACAAAUGCAGUGUUAAAUCUUCCUCAAAUGUCUAAUAUUGGUAUUCCCGGACAGUUUGUAUUUAGAGUGGAUCAAGCAAAAAUAAGCAAUGCAGGUUUGUUCUUCUAUAAACUUCGUUUAUCCCUACGAAAACUUCUUAUAUAAUCCUACUGUUCAAGAAAACACUCUUGUUUUAGCAAUAUUCUUGCAGAUACUGUUGACGAAUGCGCCAGUUCUCCCUGUGUUCACGGAAACUGUUCCAAUGAAUACCUUCAUUAUGAAUGUAUCUGUGACCCUGGAUACACAGGUGUAAACUGUGAAACUGAAAUUGAUGAAUGUCAAAGUUCACCAUGUCUCUAUGGAAACUGUUCCGACCAAAUAAAUCAUUAUACCUGUCAUUGUCAGGAUGGGUAUACAGGAACAAACUGUCAAACAGAUAUUAACGAGUGUGCCAGUUCUCCUUGUGUUCAUGGUAACUGUACGGAUCGUAUCAAUGGAUACACGUGUAAUUGUAUGCCGGGGUAUUCCGGGACCCAUUGUGAAGUUGAUAUCAAUGAAUGCCAAAGCUCCCCCUGUGUUCAUGGAAACUGCUCUGACCUUAUUAAUCACUACACUUGUCAGUGUUAUGCGGGAUAUACCGGAACCAAUUGUGAGAUAGAUAUUGACGAAUGUGCCAGUUCUCCCUGUAUACAUGGUAACUGUACUGAUCAAGUCAAUGGAUACAUCUGUCAAUGUGUACCUGGAUAUUCUGGAGUCCACUGUGAGACAGAAAUUGAUGAGUGUUCAAGUUCACCAUGUAAGCACGGAUCAUGCAUCGAUAAAAUUAAUAACUACAUUUGUGUCUGUGAUACAACAUAUUAUGGCAGACAUUGUUCACAAUGUACGUAUUAA
Molecule: messenger RNA, 3240 nt
Organism: Saccostrea cuccullata (small rock oyster)
Lineage: Eukaryota; Metazoa; Mollusca; Bivalvia; Ostreida; Ostreidae
Exons: 21
Biological process (GO): cell-matrix adhesion
Molecular function (GO): Notch binding; calcium ion binding
Source: RefSeq, a predicted model, not a curated record